AUGUCACUUUCUUAUCCAAAUUCCAAUGAUAAUCUUAAUAAAUCUGGUGGAAUUUAUGAAUACAGAAGCAUAGAUCGUAAAACACGCCAAGUUUUAUUUUUUGAAUGUGAUUUAAGUUGCAUUAAACAAACCUUUUUAAAAAGAAGUGAAAAAUUUACUGAACAACGUGCAAAUCAUCUACUUGAAAAAUACAUACAGAAGCAUAGAAAAACAAGAUGCACAGCGUAUUUCUUGAUCGAUCGGAUACGUUUCCAACGCAGAAGACCAAUAGACAUAAGACCAUUUCGUAAAGAAGUGAUUUACCGGGAAAUUAAGCACUUUUUUGUGUUUCCAAAUUAUCCUGAAGUAUUUAUGAUAUGUAUUGUGGACGAGAACAAGAAUAAACGUUCAUAUGAAUCCUUUGAAUGUACUAGUAGUGAUAUCGUAAGUACUGUAUGCGGAUUAACCUAUAAGGCGUCUAUAGAUACACAUAAUAUUUUGCGUGAUACACUUUCAAUAAGACAGAUAUCUAUAUCAUCAAGAUCUUCAACAACCGAUCAUAAUUCCAUACAAGAAUUGGAUGAUUCAACAUUCAACAGUUCUGCCAGUGUGGCAUAUGCAAAUGAAAACAUGGCUCUAGAUUUUGUUCGAUCAACUGAAGGUAUUUCUAGUGAUCAUAAUGGCGACAAUAUGAAAAAUGAUCCAAUCUAUUUUGAUAAUGAUGGAAAUGAUGACUACGCUGAUGGUCAUGAAGAAAUUGAUCAAAUAUUAUCCUCAGAGUUAAACAGUAAUUAUGAAAGGAAGCAGUCAAAAAUAAAGGAAUUAAAAAGCCCAUCGAAUAUCUCAUCAUCAAUAUAUAGCCCGAAAAGAAUAUGUUCGCAACUGGAUUCAUCCUAUGCACUGUGUUCAAAUGAAAAUUCAUUCGCCUCUAGACGAAUGAGCGCUACGAAAAAUAAUGUCAUUUAUGAUUGUUCUGUACAUAAAACACUACCAGUUUGUACAAAGAAUAAAGUGACACACCUAAAUGUACCAGGCGAUAAAGCUAAAUAUUCCAAACAAAAGCUAAGUAAUUUUAUGCCUUUAUCAUCUACAUCUUCAGAAGACUACGAUUUCAACGAAAAACAGGACAUAUCACAAAUGCAUCGAAAUAAAAAUUCAAUAACAAGCACCUCCAGAAGACGAUCCCUUAUUCCCAAUCUAGAGUUAAACCAGUCGUCUAUGUAUGAUACGUGUAUACGGAAAAAAACAGUUACAAUCGCUCAGUCGAAUAACAUUUUCCGUUACAACAGUGAUGUAAACCUUUACCAAGAUGAUGCAGUCUUAAGGGAUGACGAAAACGACAACAAUGUGCUCCGCAAAUCGAAGUCAUAUAUGGAUAUACGGUCUGGCGAUGUGACAUAUUUAGGCUUUGAUCCAAUCGUCGGUAUACGGAUAAAUAAUAAAGGCCCUUUAUAUAUGUAUAUGGCACGAUACGAUGGUGAUCGAUUAACUCCACCUUGUAAUUGUUCAGAUUUAAAACAUUUCACACUCAAAUAA
Molecule: messenger RNA, 1515 nt
Organism: Trichobilharzia regenti
Lineage: Eukaryota; Metazoa; Platyhelminthes; Trematoda; Strigeidida; Schistosomatidae
Source: the annotation of a GenBank genome assembly